This is a messenger RNA of Hyaloscypha bicolor E, 792 nucleotides long. RefSeq lists its product as uncharacterized. Bases 155 to 424 code for a protein of 89 amino acids. NCBI's taxonomy places the organism in Eukaryota, Fungi, Ascomycota, Leotiomycetes, Helotiales, Hyaloscyphaceae. The transcript has 2 exons. The record is from RefSeq and is a predicted model, not a curated record.
GUCAUAGUUUGGGAGGGGCAACUUAAUCGAAUUCACUUCCUUAAAAAGAAGCAGGCUAUCAUUUCUUAUUUCUUUUGAUUCUCAAAAUCUUCUGAUCUUCUUCAAUCUACCGACCCUUCAAGACUUCAAGACUUACGAUACAAAAUCAAUCACAAUGCCUGCUGGACCGGACGAGACAGACAACCACGCCCCUGGCGCUGCCACUGAACAUGUUAUGAAGAAUUCCAGUUCCAAGACAGACUCGACCGCAAGCACUCAUCCUCUCCAUGACCAAGGCGAACCCAAGGGUGACAAGGUCGAAUUCCGUUACCACCAAGCUCAUCCAGGACCCGCCGUUCCCGACAACUUCAGUGCUCAGCAAGAGGGUACUAAGGAAGAACGUGAAGCUAGGGCUAAGGAGAUGAACAAACAAUCUAAAAUCUGAGAACCGUGGAGAACGAAAGCCUCUGGGGUGGGCGUUAGGAAGCCAGGGAAUGGGGGGAAGAUCUGGAGGCCAGUAGCUAGGCAAGAAUAAUAAAGCACCAGCUCAGACUGGCUAAUAAGCACAUAUAAAGUGUUCCCAUGUUGGAUUCCAGGCGUUGAAACACCGAUUCUCUCGCUGUUUGUUGCUUCCGUGCUAUUUUGAGUUCGGGAGUAAGAGCGACCAUUAGAGUGUCAGUUCAGUGGCGUUGAGCAAAGGUAAUGUUCGGUGACACAGAGUUGCACAGCGUCGAGUGCCUUCUGGGUGUAGUUAUUAAACGCGCGUUGGGAUUCGCAUCGAGUCGCCUUCUGCUUCUCUUGACUUCUUGUGGC